GGGUGCGGCGGGCACCGCUCAGCCGGGGCCGGGCUGCGCCGCGAUGGUCGGGGCUGUUCACGUGCCUUGAGCCCUGCCGGCAGCCGCGGAGGGAGCCCUCGGCGUGUGCGGGUGGACCGAGACCUUCCCGAGAUGCUGGCAGCCCGACAGCAGAGAGCUGUUUAAAUGAUGAAGUGUCCGAUGUGUCAUCGCAGAUUCCUGCUGUGGUUAUGAGGUCAUGCAUCUUGUCUUAUUCUUCACGUUCGUACAGUUCAGAAAGAGCUUUUACUGCUUCUUUGGGGAAAGAAACUUCAAGUCCUCCUACAGGGAGCUGGAAACCCUAUCUUUUAUCUUCCUUCUUCAUUCUUCAGUUGUGAACUAAAAAACUAUAUCAUCCUGUUGCAAGAUUCUGGAAAACAUCAACAACACCGAUGAAUGGCUUGAUUAUCACUUUCAGCUCCAGAUGACUUUCCCUGGUGUUUAUAAGGAUGUCGUCUGUUACUGAAAAUGGAGAUGUUACUGCUGGAAAGCCAAAUGAAGAGAAAACAUACAAAAAGACUGCAUCCUCAGCUAUUAAAGGUGCUAUCCAGCUGGGAAUAGGAUACACAGUAGGAAACCUUACAUCAAAACCAGACAGAGAUGUUCUUAUGCAAGACUUCUAUGUAGUGGAAAGUGUCUUCCUACCCAGUGAAGGGAGCAAUCUCACCCCUGCUCAUCAUUACCCUGACUUCAGAUUUAAGACGUACGCACCUCUUGCCUUCCGAUAUUUCAGAGAACUUUUUGGUAUCAAGCCUGAUGAUUAUUUGUAUUCAAUCUGCAGUGAGCCUUUAAUUGAAUUAUCCAAUCCAGGUGCCAGUGGGUCCUUAUUUUUUGUAACUAGUGAUGACGAGUUCAUCAUCAAAACAGUUCAACACAAAGAGGCUGAGUUUCUUCAGAAGCUCUUGCCAGGUUAUUAUAUGAAUCUGAACCAGAAUCCGAGGACUCUCCUACCCAAAUUUUAUGGGCUGUACUGCGUUCAGUCAGGAGGCAUUAAUAUUAGAAUUGUUGUAAUGAACAAUGUUUUGCCACGAGCCUUGAAAAUGCAUUUCACAUACGACUUGAAAGGCUCCACAUAUAAAAGGAGAGCAUCAAGAAAAGAGAGGGAGAAGUCCAACCCAACAUUCAAAGACUUGGACUUCUUGCAAGACAUGCAUGAAGGGUUGUAUUUUGACUCUGAAACUCACAGCGCAUUAAUGAAAACGCUACAGCGGGAUUGUCGAGUUCUAGAAAGUUUCAAGAUCAUGGAUUACAGCCUUCUACUGGGAAUCCACAUAUUGAACAGUCACAUGAAGGAAAAAGAGGGUGAGACUUCCCAGAAUGCGUCAGAUGCAAAACGUCCUGGAGGGCAGAAGGUUCUCUAUUCCACAGCCAUGGAGUCUAUACAGGGGCCUGGGAAGUCAGGGGACUCUGUCGUCACAGAGGCAACAAACACAAUGGGAGGUAUUCCAGCCAAAAGCCAUAAAGGAGAAAAGCUGCUUCUAUUUAUGGGUAUUAUUGAUAUUCUACAGUCUUACAGGUUAAUGAAGAAGCUGGAACACUCAUGGAAAGCUCUUGUUUAUGAUGGGGACACAGUUUCAGUUCACAGACCAAGUUUUUAUGCAGACAGAUUUUUAAAAUUUAUGAGUACCAGAGUUUUCAAGAAACUUCAAGCUUUAAGAUCUUCUCCUUCCAAGAAACGGUGCAAUUCCAUCACGGCCCUAAAGGCAACAUCACAAGAAAUAGUGUAUGCUGUUAGCCAGGACUGGAAGGAUGAGAAACACGGCAUUAUUACUGAAGGACAAAGCUACUCCAGCCUUGAUGAGGAAGUACUAGGUUCGCGCCAUCGACCGGAUCUAGUGCCAAGCACUCCUUCUCUGUUUGAAGCAGCUUCUUUGGCAACCACACUUUCUUCUUCUUCUUUGAAUGCAGAUGAGCGUUAUCAACGUGAUCAACCUAUGCUCUAUUCUAACAGUAAAGGGUUGCCUUCAAGUUCAACAUAUACUUUAGAAGACAGUGCCAUCUAUUUGACUUCAGAGCAGAGCACACUGGAGACGGAAAAUGAUAAUGCUUCAGUUUUGGAUGUCUACUUAUAAUAAAGAAUACAUGAAGAAUAAAACCAGGACAGAGAAGUGACCGUGGUUAAUGAAGAGCACUUUCUGCACUCCUGAUUUAAGAAGGAGGCAUUUGCUGAGCCUAAUAGUCAAAGAAUAAUAAUCAACUGAACUUUUUCUAAGAAAUGUCAGGAUCUUUGAACCAUAGAAAGGAUUGAUGGACUUGGCAAAAGUGAUAUGAAACAUUCCACACUCCACUAUCCUCUGCUGUUGCUUGCUGAACUGUGAAGACCUGCGUAUUCGAGCUGCUUUCUACCAUAUUGCCAAUCACCUUUUUUCGACUUGAAAGUAAUAUUUUCUUAUCAGCUCUCUAGUGAUUUCAUUUGCAUGCAUUCGGUAAUUAGGCACAAGCAAAAUAUAUUAUCUGCUUUACCUAUUUAAAAAUAAGCACAGUGGUGAAUAUAAUUAAUUUCACAUGUUUUUCACCCUUCAGUUGUAAUCACUUAGAUCCACGUCAGUGGAAAUUGGAAUUGAUGCAAGGGUUAGGGUAAGCCUCUGCACAUACCAGAAGAAAAUGAACCUCUAAAGACAUUUUCACUGUUGGUGAAAAGAAGAAAAGAUGUUAUUUAUAACAAGGCCUUAUGUUGUGUAUAUAUAUUGUCUUUGGAAUAUUUUCAACUUUAGUUUAUUUCUUGUAAAAGAGAAAUUAUAUAAUUUAUUUAGUAAAUACUACUGUAAACUAUA
Messenger RNA from Cygnus olor (mute swan), 2792 nucleotides. RefSeq names its product phosphatidylinositol-4-phosphate 5-kinase type 1 beta (gene PIP5K1B). Gene Ontology annotation, biological process: phosphatidylinositol metabolic process. The transcript is spliced from 16 exons. Bases 468 to 2090 code for a protein of 540 amino acids. NCBI's taxonomy places the organism in Eukaryota, Metazoa, Chordata, Aves, Anseriformes, Anatidae. The record is from RefSeq and is a predicted model, not a curated record. Gene Ontology annotation, molecular function: phosphatidylinositol kinase activity.